AUGAUUUGUUUUUUGUGUCCCAUGAAUUAUGUCAUCAUUCCAGCUGUCAAACUGUCAAGGUUUAUUAACCUCCAUUUGUUUUGUAGAAAUAAUGUCUUUUUAGAUUUUUUGCAACGGUAUGUCAUUAAUAGCCUUCUUUAUAUCCAGAACACGUCCAAAAAGUUCAUACACACUAUGGACAACUGUGGCGUGUCGCCUCAGUUCAACAGAACCACCUUCAGGUGGUCCAACAUUAAAAGAUGAAAACCCACAACAUGAAGAUAAAAGAAGUACUCAGGGUAACUACGAGGAAGACAUUCGGAACAAAAUUCUGUCCGCCUCAUUGCCGUAUGUCCCCCAGCUGGGUUGGUCAAAAGAUGCCAUCACCAAAGGCGCCGAAGACGUUGGUUACCCGGGGGUAGUACAUGGCAUGUUCUCCAGGGGAGGAGGAGACCUGGUACACUAUUUUCAAACUAGUUCGAAUAGUCAACUGGUCGAGAUACUUAAAGAACUACAAAAUAAACACAAAGAUAACCCGCUUCCGCCUGGAGAUUUUGCAGAAAAGGCCAUUCAAGCUCGGUUGAAGAUGAUGAUACCUUAUAUAGGAAAAUGGCCACAGGCUAUAGCGAUUAUGUCUCUACCUCCAAACGUUCCCAAUGCUCUCGCAACCCUGUUGACUAUGGUAGAUGAUAUAUGUUACUAUGCAGGGGAUAGAUCUGUAGAUUUUAAUUGGUACCUGAGAAGGAUAGGAAUAGCAGGAGUGUAUAAGGCAUCAGAAUUAUACAUGAUUCAGGAUAAAUCUAACGAAUUCAAAGACACUUGGAGUUUCCUGAAUAGAAGAUUGGUAGAAGCUGUACAAUUACAUGAUAUCAUAAGUAAAUCGGAAGGUACAAGUCAGGCGGCUAAAGACACCAUACAGUCAGUAUUCAUCACAGUGAAAGAUCCAGAUUCAGGCCAAGAAAUUAGAAAUCCAGUUGAAAUACAAGAACUUUCCAUAGAUUCUGAUGUCAAUGAGGUGCCAGUACCAACAGAAGUUAUUCUGAAUCAUCUAAAAUCAGGGAGAUCCAGUGUCUUUGGAGCGUCUUUCUGAAUUAUAAAUAAGGAAGACACCAUUUUAAAGAAAAAGAGGAGACAAACAACAAUAUAUAUAAAGUGACUUUUUAU
Molecule: messenger RNA, 1143 nt
Organism: Acanthoscelides obtectus
Lineage: Eukaryota; Metazoa; Arthropoda; Insecta; Coleoptera; Chrysomelidae
Source: the annotation of a GenBank genome assembly